Messenger RNA from Ruditapes philippinarum (Manila clam), 1703 nucleotides. Its product is annotated as 5'-nucleotidase-like. The coding region runs from base 181 to 1578 and encodes 465 amino acids. Gene Ontology annotation, molecular function: hydrolase activity. Gene Ontology annotation, biological process: nucleotide catabolic process. The record is from RefSeq and is a predicted model, not a curated record. NCBI's taxonomy places the organism in Eukaryota, Metazoa, Mollusca, Bivalvia, Venerida, Veneridae. The transcript is spliced from 8 exons.
AGAUUCGAGAGUGGUUCAAUAUGUUUAUAGCUUCCAACACAAUCGAACUAAAAUAAAUUAGUAUAUACUAAAAACUAGGACAUUAUGAUACUAGAAUAGGUUACGUACUCCUGUUCGAGACAACUAAAACACGUGUCCAAUGGCGAACUUUUAACGACUUUUACUUAUUAUCUACUGAUUAUGCUUACAUUUUUGCACCAACAGUGUCUUGGAAACCACGAAUUUGAUCUAGAAGUUGAAGGUCUUGCAAAGUUUCUCGAUAAUGUCACGUUUCCAGUCGUAAGCGCAAACACUGACGUCACAAAUGAACCACGUCUAGCAGGAAAGUUCUCGAAAUCUUGGACUACAACUAUAGGUGGUGAAGAAAUCGGCGUUGUUGGAUAUGUUACCACAGAAACUGCUCAAAUCUCAAAUGGGGGACCAAAUGUGAAGUUCCAUGACGUAAUUACAUCAGUCCAAGAUGAAGUAGCCCUACUAAAAGUCCAAGGAAUUAACAAGAUAAUUGCUCUUGGGCAUGCAGGGAUAGAUAUGGAUAAACAAGUAGCUGCUAUAGAUGGUGUUGACCUGGCUAUUGGUGGACAUACUAACACAUUCUUGUACAACGGUGAGAAACCAGCUGGUGAAGAUAUAGAAGGACCGUAUCCUAUUGUUGUUGACCAGCCAGGUGGUGGUAAAGGACUUGUGGUUCAAGCCUACACCUUGGGCAAAUACCUUGGUUACCUUAACCUGAAGUUUGACUCCAAUGGCAUAGUAACAAACUAUUCGGGAAACCCUAUCCUAUUGGAUUCUACAGUUUCAGAGGAUGUGCGGAUUUUACAGGAAAUAAAUGAAUGGAGGAAGCCUGUAGAGAAACUGAAUUCACUAACAGUCGGUUAUUCUAAUGCAAUAAUGGACGGUGAGAGGUUAUCAUGCAGACUUAAGGAAUGUAAUCUAGGAAAUCUUAUGACAGACGGAAUUGUAGACUACCACAUGAAUUUCAGUCACCCGGAAUCUGACUGGGCGCCGGCUGCUAUAGCUUUCUGGAACGGUGGUGGUAUUAGAUCAUCUAUUGAUAAAGGAGUAGUAAGUGCAGGAGAGAUUUACAGCGUGUUACCAUUUGGAAAUGAGAUAGAUCUUAUAACAGUGUCCGGUAAAAACCUCCGGGAACAGUUAGAACAUUCCGUCGCAAUAUAUAACCGGUCCGACCCAUUCGGUGCCUUUUUUCAGAUGUCGGGACUUCGAGUUGUGUACAAUAUACAGAACACCGUCGGGAGCCGCGUUGUUUCGGCAGAAGCCAGAUGUCUGAGUUGCGACAUACCAAAAUAUUACCCUCUCCGAGAUAGUGCAAUGUACAACAUAUUUGUGUCGACUUUUAUAUUAAAUGGAGGUGAUGGAUAUAAAUUUGAAGCUUUAAAACGACAACGUUUUAAUACAUUAGACGCAACAACACUGAUUGAGUACUUUAAGAAGCACAGUCCCGUAUUUGCAGAGGUCCGGGGUAGAAUCCGGUUCAGUAUAGAUUCUGUUUCAGCGUCGGGUACCCAGCAUUUACCCACUAUCAUCUUCAUAAUUUCUUCAUGUAUUAUCACAUUUUUGUAAAAGUUUGUCGUUGUCAUUUUUAAGCACAUUAAAUCUAAGAAAUGAAUAAAUAUCCUUUUGUAAAAACGGGAAAAAUAGCACAGUGUAAACUAAUCAAUAGUAAAUAUAGUAAACUGUAAAUAAAG